Malassezia vespertilionis is the source of this 537-nucleotide messenger RNA. RefSeq names its product Arp complex subunit (gene ARC19). Gene Ontology annotation, cellular component: actin cytoskeleton; Arp2/3 protein complex. Gene Ontology annotation, molecular function: actin filament binding. The transcript is spliced from 2 exons. NCBI's taxonomy places the organism in Eukaryota, Fungi, Basidiomycota, Malasseziomycetes, Malasseziales, Malasseziaceae. The record is from RefSeq and is a predicted model, not a curated record. Gene Ontology annotation, biological process: actin filament polymerization; Arp2/3 complex-mediated actin nucleation. Bases 1 to 537 code for a protein of 178 amino acids.
AUGUCGAAUACCUUGCGCCCGUAUUUGGAAUGCGUCCGUGCAUCGCUAACGGCGGCACUUACGCUGGACAAUUUUGCGUCGCAAAUCGUUGAGCGGCACAAUAUCCCCGAGAUCGAGGCGCAAUCGACGCCCGAAGUGGUCCUUGCGCCGCUGACGGUGAGUCGUAACGAGCACGAAGUUGUGCUUAUUGAGCCGUCCGUCAACAGCGUGCGUCUAAGCAUCAAAAUUAAGCAGGCCGACGAGAUCGAGCAAAUUCUCGCCCAUAAGUUCACGCGUUUCCUCAUGCAGCGCGCAGAAAACUUUGUCAUUCUGCGGCGGAAACCCAUCCCUGGCUUUGACAUCAGCUUCCUAAUCACCAACUUUAACACUGAAACCAUGCUGAAGCACAAGCUGGUCGACUUUAUUAUACAGUUCAUGGAGGAAGUCGACAAGGAGGUCAGCGAGAUGAAACUAAGCUUGAAUGCGCGCGCGCGCAUCGUUGCCGAAUCCUAUCUCGGUGUGGUACGUACGCCUGUGCCUAACAACAGUUUUAAAUAG